GUAGCUAUGUGGUACUGCUAAGGUACGUGCCUUUGUGCACGAAGUAGCAGAAAUUUAGAUGGCGUUGUGGACAGAAAUUUAACUUGAAAAGUGAAGAACUGGAUUUCCGUUCGGUUAGUAACGUCAAUAACGUUGAUUCGACAGAACAACGAAAAUGCGACGAAGAGUGACCAGCGGUGCCCUGGAGAUGUUGGGUUGUGGUCCUAGGAUGAGCAGGCUCUUGAUGGCCCCCACUACGAAGAUAGUGGGUCCCAUGUCUGCCUUGGAAAAUGGCACCAGCGAAAGGUUUCGGUCUACGUCCUCGAUUUCAAGCUAUUCCGAACUGGCUCGAGAGAGAUCUAAAACCGUUACCUCGUUUUACAACCAGUCGGCAAUUGAUGCAUCUGCCGAAAAGGCGUCUGUCCGACUCACCCCAGCCACCAUGCUGUACGCAGGGAAGUCUCCAGACGGUCAGCAUAUCCUGAGUAGUGCCAAGUACCUACACAAAGAGCUGCCAGUGCGUAUAGCCCACCGGAUCAAGGGCUUCCGCAGUUUACCUUUCAUCAUCGGCUGCAACCCCACCAUUCUGCAAGUGCACGAGCUGUAUAUACGGGCCUACCAUAUGCUGAGUGAUUUCCCCGCGAUCAAAGACCAGGAGACGGAGGCUCGGUACAGUAAGCUGAUCCAGCAGCUCCUAGACGACCACAAAGACGUGGUGACCAUGCUGGCCGAGGGCUUCAGAGAAUGUCGCAAACAUAUUCAGGACGAAGGCCUAGUUCGUAACUUCUUGGACACGACGUUGACCUCGCGUUUGGGAAUUCGUAUGUUGGCCACGCACCACCUCGCCCUGCACGAAGAAAAUCCUGACUUUGUGGGCAUCAUUUGUCGACGUCUUUCUCCAAAAAAGAUCAUUGAAAAAUGGGUAGAUUUUGCUCGGCGGCUCUGUGAGCACCAGUACGGCAACUCCCCGCGGGUUCGCAUCAACGGCCACGUGGCCGCCCGAUUUCCCUUCAUCCCCCUACCUCUGGACUACAUCCUGCCUGAGCUGCUGAAGAACGCCAUGAGGGCCACCAUGGAGAGCCACCUGGACACGCCCUACAAUGUGCCCGACGUGGUGGUCACCAUCGCCAACAACGACACAGACUUCGUCAUCAGGAUCUCAGAUCGUGGAGGAGGAAUCCCUCACAGCAUUCUGGAAAAGGUGAUGGAUUAUCACUUCAGCACAGCCGAGGAGAGCGCCCAGAACCCUCGCAUGAGUAACCUCUUCAACAACAUUACCAACAGUGGCAAUCAGUCUGGACCCAUGCAUGGGUUCGGCUUCGGGUUGCCCACCUCACGGGCGUACGCCGAAUACCUGGGCGGGUCUCUGUCCCUCCAGUCCAUGCAGGGCAUCGGCACGGACGUCUACCUGCGCCUGCGUCACAUCGACGGCAAGGGAGAGAGCUUCAGAGUGUGACGGGGCACGCCUUUCCCCGCAGGCCUGAUGGGUCCGUCGCCGCGCCGGCCUAUCAGAGCGCAGAAAACGAAAGGGGGUCGAAGGUGAACGGAAGCCAGCGAGCUCCCAAUUGCGCUUCUCAUGUCUACCCGGCUCCCCAUCUUUUCACACUGCCUCAGUUUAUGAUGAUACAGCCCCCCCCGCCCCCCCUCCUCUUUUAUACCCCGCUCCGAGCAUUCAUUUCGGCUGGCUCACGAAGGUGUCAAUCAAACGUGCUAUCUGAAAAACAAAGAUGUUUCCUGGACAGUGUUUCAUAGGUAUAGCUAAUGAUGUUCACUGUGCUUAAAAAGAGAAAAAAAAAAAAGAACUUCAGCCUUAACAGGGAUUGGAUGAUGCCGUCAUCGAUACGUGUUUAAUAAAAACAUCAGAGAACCUCAGAGACUGAAGAUGUUACUGAAAGAGAAGAUCUGCUCUUUACACUCCAUUGGUCGUGGGAGAGAGGACGUUCUGGUGUUAGUCCAAUCAGAGCUCUGCGUUUUCCUUCUCCAAAAUGGCCUCUUCUCGGGUUGCCUUAGGAUUAUGAGCAGAAUUGUUUGAACUCUUUUUUUUUUUUAAGGCUUGGAACCCUCGCUUAACUUCAUGUUAACUACCGAACUGACUGAGUUGACCACUGGGCAGAGAUCAGAGACCUUUUAAAAAGAACUGCUGAUGCAGGUUGAGAUGUUAGCUGCCUUAUGAGAGGGGGAAAAAAAAACCACUGUUUCAGAAGAUGGUCCUCUUCAUUUAUCUCUGUCCACUGGUCUGUUUUGACAGCUGACAUGUUUAUCACAGAAAUCUGAUUUCAAAAGAAAUGACUUCUUUGCUUGGCAGUCUUUUCAGCUUCUCUCAAUACACAAUACCAAGUAUUGUUUUGGUUUUUUUUCCUUUUUCUCUUCUGUAUGUCGAGUCCUCAUUUCUCCACAAAAAAAAAAAAGUGUUCAAGGUCAAAUUAAAGUAACGUUAACCUUUUUAAAUGGAAAGACCUGAGUAAAUUGUUAGCAGUGGUGUUGGUUUUUGGUUUGGUUCACGUCACAUUCCAUUUAGAUAAAUGUCAUGGAAUUGCAUUUGCAGACUCUGACAGAACCUCCUAUGUGGAAAUUCAUUAAUAAUGUUCCUCCCACACCUUUGCCAGUCUUUUUUUUUU
Molecule: messenger RNA, 2597 nt
Organism: Chanos chanos (milkfish)
Lineage: Eukaryota; Metazoa; Chordata; Actinopteri; Gonorynchiformes; Chanidae
Gene: bckdk
Product: branched chain ketoacid dehydrogenase kinase
Exons: 11
Coding region: 155-1435 (426 amino acids)
Biological process (GO): regulation of glucose metabolic process; protein phosphorylation
Cellular component (GO): mitochondrion
Molecular function (GO): pyruvate dehydrogenase (acetyl-transferring) kinase activity
Source: RefSeq, a predicted model, not a curated record